AUGGCACCCUCCUCCUCCCACCCGAGCCGCAAAUCCCCAAGGGAGAAAAUGGCAAGCGCGAGCUCCUCCUCCAGGAUUCGCCGCCGGCAGGCGCAGGCGCAGGCGGAGGAGGCACAAGGAGCCGGGCAGGACCUCCUGAUGUCGCUACCACCGGAGAUGCUCGAGAACAUCCUCCGUAGACUCCCCUUCGACAAGUUGGUCCGCACCUGCUGCCUCAACCCUGCCUGGCAUCGCCGCUGGGAGUCCAUCCCCAACCUCAACAUCUGGUUCAGCGCGGGGUCCAACGCCGUCCCCGACGCCCACGUACUGUGGCGGUGCGCCGCCCCCGUCUGCAGCUUCACGGCCCGCGUCCGCAUGCCUCACUUCUACCGCGCCGCCCGCUGGCUCCAAGCCCUGGCGCUCAAGCGUGUCGAGAAGCUGGUCCUCAAGUUCGACAACCCCUGGUUUUCCCGCUCGGCCGGCGUCCUGGGCCCCGCCCUUUUCGCCUGCCGUGAGCUCACCCACCUCGAGCUCUGUGGCUACUGCCACUUGCCGCGCGCCCCCCAUGGCUUCGGAGGCUUCCCCAACCUCGUCACCCUGCUCCUCAGCCAUGUGGCCUUCCCUUUCAGUGGCGGCGCGGCGCAGCUCGAACACCUCAUCUCCUCCGCGGUGGACCUCACGGAGCUCUCCUUGAACGACGUCAAGACCAGCCACUUCGACGACGGUGCUCCCGCGCAAAGAUGUGCCAUCCGGGCGCCCAAACUGCGCGUGCUCAAGCUGAUCAUGUUCUUCGACAACGGAUGCCGGCUUUCAGAGGAGUUUCCGUUGCUGGAGGAGGCUAUCAUCUCCAUUGAUGACCUAUUCUGGACCCCGGACUACAUCAACACUUUCCGACGGAUCCGUAAUGCAAAAAGACUUCUGAUCGAGACCGACUCAAUUCAGAUUAAUGAAAAUCCGCUGCAAGGGAUUUCAUGGAAGUUUCAAAACUUGAAGGCAGGACACCUGAGUGCAAACUUUGGCAAACUCCCUAGCAUUAUGUCGAUAUUUUCUUUACUGAGAUCUGCCCCUCACAUUGAAGAACUCCAUAUUGAGGUAGAAAUAACUAAAAGGGAUGAUGAAAAUGAUGAAGACUUUGCAAAUGGAGAGAUAGAUGAUCCUGACGAUGCCAUUGAUGAAGACAUUAUAAAGGCAGAGAUAAGUGACGACUUGUUUGCUAAUCUCAAACACGUCUCACUGGAUGGUAUCAAGUGCUUACCAAAUGACAUAUGGUUUAUGAAGUUUGUGCUAUCCAAAACAAGAUUGCUUGAAUCAUUUAUUGUCACUUUCGGCUAUCGACAAAUAAGCAAGUCUUAUCUAGAUGCAUGUACAGAGUUAGCAAUGUGUCAAAAGGCGUCGCCCCAAGCUAAGCUCAUGGUCAGGCUUAGAGACGAACCAGACUCAAUCUGAAGGUCUCUUAAGUACUUUAAAACUAGUUGCCACCUUUUUAAAACAUUGGAUGAAUAAAAGAUGUAGCUGUUGAUUGUUGUUGUCCAAACAGCUCGUUUUCCUCUUGAGGUGUAAUUGAAUAUUCAGACGUAUGGAUGAACCAAGAUGUGGAAUUUGGCAAGUGCCUAAUAGAGAAAUGGUUGUAUUUUGUUUCAGGUUUAUGUCC
Molecule: messenger RNA, 1630 nt
Organism: Lolium rigidum
Lineage: Eukaryota; Viridiplantae; Streptophyta; Magnoliopsida; Poales; Poaceae
Exons: 3
Coding region: 1-1425 (474 amino acids)
Molecular function (GO): protein binding
Source: RefSeq, a predicted model, not a curated record